UGACUUGGAUCAAAAGCGUCAAACUUUACAAACAUAAAGGACUUUUGUGUUAGCAAUAAUGUUUAAGGGACCAAAAUUGAACUUGAUCUUACACACAAUUAAGGGACCGUUUUGAUUUUUACCGCUCAAAUCUCCUGAACUAUAUUAGCAGGGGAAUUGACCCGAAUGCAUCUGCCCCGGCACAAUGCUCCGUUUCUUCUCCCGCCAGGAAAAGCAAAUUCUCUCACUCUCCGUCACGCGCCACCUCUUCUCCGCCGCCGCCGCCGCCGCCGCCGUCCCGACAACCAUCACCGCUUCUUCAAAUCUCUAUUCAAAAUACUCCUUCGUACCUCCACCUUCCUUUAAACCCCAAAACCCUAAUUCCACUCAACCCCACUCUCAAUCACCUCCCAAAAAGCAGCCCAAACCCAGGUACCGUCCGCCGUCAUCACUGGACCGGACCGGCGAGAAACCGGUUCAAUCCAGUUUGCCAUUCGACUUCCGUUUCAGUUACACAGAGAGCAGUACGGAGGUGCGGCCGAUUGGGCUUCGCGAGCCUAAGUACUCGCCUUUUGGGCCUGGAAAGUUGGAUAGGGUGUGGACUGGAGUUUGUGCGCCUGUGGUUGACCCAAAAGUGGGGUCUGCUGAAGAUGAGAAAACUGUGGAGGAGAAGAGGAGGGUUAUGAGAGAGAGAAUUCAAGGAGAGCCUUUGACGAAUGCUGAGAGAAAAGCUCUUGCGGAAACAUGCCAGAGGCAUAAAUCCAAGCGCCAAGUCAAUUUGGGGAGAGAUGGCUUAACACAUAACAUGUUGAAUGAUAUUCAUAACAACUGGAAACAUGCUGAAGCUGUAAGAAUAAAAUGUAUGGGCGUGCCUACAGUUGAUAUGAAGAAUGUUUGCACUCAGUUGGAGGAUAAGACACUUGGUAAAAUCAUCCACAGACAUGGUGGUUUACUUGUGCUCUAUAGAGGAAGGAAUUAUCAUCCCAAGAAGAGGCCUGUUAUCCCCUUAAUGCUAUGGAAACCUCAUGAGCCUGUAUAUCCUAGGCUUAUAAAAACUACUAUUGAUGACUUGAGUAUCGAGGAAACCAAGGAAAUGAGAAAAAGAGGAUUAGCUGUUCCGGCAUUAACAAAACUUGCCAAAAAUGGUUACUAUGGCAGUCUUGUACCGAUGGUACGUGAUGCUUUUCUCACUGAGGAGCUGGUUCGGAUAGAUUGUAAAGGCCUCCCAAAGAGCGAUUACAAGAAAAUAGGCUGCAAACUGAGGAAAGAGAUGUAUGCAUUAUAGUACUCAAGUUUUUGGGACCGAACAAUUGCAGUGGCUAUGUCCAAAGCAUGAGGGAUCUGGUCAAAUUGAGAACUUGCUAUGGAGACAGGUUCUUGAUCCGUGGACCGAAUGUCCACCUGGCUAAUCCGUCUUGAGUCCAGGAACCACAGCCAUAUUUUCUUGAAUCAACAAAUAAAUUGGUUGAUAAAUUCUUUUCCAAUAAUGAAAUAAAUAAAUCAAGAAUUAAUAAGAAAUAUUCACUUUAUUUCAACUAUAGAAUAGUCACAUUUAUUGUAUGCUGGUAAAAAAAGAAGUUUCAUAUUUUGCUGGCGGACUCAAGCUGGUAACAAUACUCAUUUUGUACCUGUGCUAUGUCUCUAUUAAUGUCUCUUCUGUAUCUUUUCAUUUUUUCCCCUCAACGAACAAUUGAUCUUUGCCCUUAUUUAGUCAUCUUCAUCGUUGACCAGUGGUGGUUGCUCUAGUGGUGAGAGUUCUUUAGGAGUCUGAAUCACCAAGGAAGAAAGUGGUGAAAACCACUCUUGGCCCCUGGGGAUAGGGAUUUAGAGGGGUGAAUUUACCAAAUCAGAAAGACGGAUGAAACAAUCAUGGUCAUCACUCAUCUUCUACUUGUUUACUUUUAGAGCUCUUUGCCUUCAUGACAUGUAGUGGUGUGUUAAUAUUCCUGGAACUGCAGUUAAUUGCAUAUUAGUUUGGUUGUCUACCUCCUUCAGUUUACUUGCUUUGCUACUUGAAAUGAAGACCUCAACUUAGAAGGGCCAGAUAUUUGGAAGAAUGCUGUGAUAUCCAUUUGGAAAGUAUAGUGAUUGGCAUGCUUCUAAGACCAAAUUUUAAUUGAUGUUCAAAGAAUGUUCUGAUAUCCAUGUGGACGAUAUAGUGAUAGGCUUGCUACUAAGACUAUGUUUGAGUGGAUUACGUUAUGUCA
Molecule: messenger RNA, 2186 nt
Organism: Nicotiana tabacum (common tobacco)
Lineage: Eukaryota; Viridiplantae; Streptophyta; Magnoliopsida; Solanales; Solanaceae
Product: CRS2-associated factor 1, mitochondrial
Biological process (GO): Group II intron splicing
Molecular function (GO): RNA binding
Source: RefSeq, a predicted model, not a curated record